CCUGCCCAGUUAGCUGGAGCCCAGGGCCCCCUCAGGCACUGUAUUCCUGUGGGCUGCAGCUCUGUACCCAGGGGGUGGCAUGUCACAGAGGGAGGCCAAAGGGGCACCAGCAAUGCCAGCAGUGGGGCAUAGCCGGGCUAAGGCCAAAGCACGGCUGUUGCCAGGCACCGACAGGAAGAGGAGCCAUCUCGGCAGGACAAGGCAGGACCUGUGGGGAGAGACAAGCUGGAGCAACCAAAGAUGGAGCCGAGCUGCCCCCAGCCCACGGGGGGCCAGGGCUAGGGGCCUGGCUCUUGGCAGGAGCGAGUCCAGUCCUGAGAACGCCGCACGGGAGCGGAGCCGGGUGAGGACACUGCGCCAGGCCUUCCUGGCCCUGCAGGCCGCUCUGCCUGCCGUGCCGCCCGACACCAAGCUCUCCAAGUUGGACGUGCUGGUGCUGGCUGCCAGCUACAUAGCCCACCUCACCCGCACGCUCGGCCACGAAUUGCCGGGCCCUGCCUGGCCACCCUUCCUGCGUGGACUCCGCUAUUUGCACCCUCUCAAGAAGUGGCCGAUGCGAUCUCGUCUUUAUGCUGGAGGCCUGGUGGGGUCUGGCCUUGACUCCACCACAGCCACCGCCUCCGGCCAAAGAACAAGAGAUGCAGAGGUGGGGUCCCAAGUCUCUGGAGAGGCAGAUGCUCUCCUUCCCACCAAGCCACUCUCACCAGCUCUUGGUGACAAAUAAUCAUCACACUCACCCUUUUCUCCUAGACUGUAGCUCACGCUUAGGGACCUGGACUUCCCCCAGCCCUCCCUGUCUCCGGUCUGACUCUCAGCCACCAGGUUUGGCUCAGGCUCAGCUCCCAUGGUCCAGCACGCAGAUCAACCGAAGCAGUGGCCACUUCUGUUGUGGAGAGACCAGAGGAGCACAGGAUGGAGGUCCUCCUCCUCGGCCCCCGGACGGGACUCCACAGUGGUUUUUCUAUGGCAGCUGCCCCAAAGUGGGAGUGGAAGGGGUUAAUCAGGUUCGAAGUUGAGUUAGGGCACCAUCCCCAGCUUCUCUCCCCUAAGGCCUCUAGGAAGCCUUGCAGGUAGCAAGAAGACAGGUGCAGAGGGAGGGGCCUGGACAGCAGCCCCAGGUGCUGAUGGGAAAGCCAGGGGCCUGAGAGGCUCUUGGUGUCUCGAAGUGUGAACAGAUCUGAGCUGGGGUCACAUAGCCAGGGGGGAAACUGAAGAAGGGAAUGUGGCUUUGUUUUGUUUUUUUACUGCGUCACGAGAUACUCACCCAAUGUCAAAGAGGCAGGGAGGGAUUCAGGAUUCUUGGCUCCGAACUGCGGGUCUCUCCAGCUGCCCCCAUCCCCACAUUCUCUCUCUCCCUCAGCCUGGCACCUUCCACUCCUUCCUUCACGUGAGUUAUGG
Microcebus murinus (gray mouse lemur) is the source of this 1398-nucleotide messenger RNA. RefSeq names its product transcription factor 23 (gene TCF23). Lineage: Eukaryota; Metazoa; Chordata; Mammalia; Primates; Cheirogaleidae. Gene Ontology annotation, molecular function: protein dimerization activity; RNA polymerase II transcription regulatory region sequence-specific DNA binding; DNA-binding transcription factor activity, RNA polymerase II-specific. Gene Ontology annotation, biological process: developmental process; regulation of transcription by RNA polymerase II. The record is from RefSeq and is a predicted model, not a curated record.